UAUUGGCUAUUAGAAGGAAAGUUUGACAUUUUAGUACUUUCCGAAACGAAACUGGAUUGCAGUUUUCCAGAUAGUCAAUUUAUGGUGGCCGGAUAUCGAAUGUGUAGGGCUGACAGAAACAUACAUGGCGGUGGUUUAUUGUGUUAUAUCCGCGCAGAUCUCUGCUUUAAAGUAAUUAAAGACCUGCCCAAUCUUCGAUUAUGUGAGCGUGAACGGUACAAGACUGAAUCGAUUGUGCUGAAGGUGAGGAUAGCUAAAAAGUGGGUAACCAUUGUCGGUAUCUAUAGACCUCCAACAUCUGUGUCUGUCCCACAAUCGCUA
Molecule: messenger RNA, 321 nt
Organism: Porites lobata
Lineage: Eukaryota; Metazoa; Cnidaria; Anthozoa; Scleractinia; Poritidae
Source: the annotation of a GenBank genome assembly